Hevea brasiliensis (rubber tree) is the source of this 2379-nucleotide messenger RNA. RefSeq names its product protein DETOXIFICATION 46, chloroplastic. Gene Ontology annotation, biological process: transmembrane transport. NCBI's taxonomy places the organism in Eukaryota, Viridiplantae, Streptophyta, Magnoliopsida, Malpighiales, Euphorbiaceae. The record is from RefSeq and is a predicted model, not a curated record. The coding region runs from base 268 to 1953 and encodes 561 amino acids. The transcript has 14 exons. Gene Ontology annotation, cellular component: membrane. Gene Ontology annotation, molecular function: antiporter activity; xenobiotic transmembrane transporter activity.
AACUCGAGAGGGUCCAGUUGAACUCGUGUACGAUCCAAAUUUAACAAAAUCCCCUUCAACUUGGAAUCCCCUGAGCCAUACGCUCGUAUGAAAGGUUCAAAGUUCUGAACCCUCCAUUGUGAAGUACCUUUCUGUGGCUCCUAAACCCUUUUCCAAGUUUAACCUGAAAAUUACACUUAAACCAGUCCUCUUCAACUUCAACCAUUGUUUUUCUUGUCCUAACUUCCAAUCCAACUACCCUUCUCUCUUCAAGUUCCUAGCAGAAAAAUGCAUGUCCAGUCCUUGCUUCAUUCUUCUCACACUCCUUUCCAAACCCUAGAACCCAGAUUUUUUUCUCAGUCUUUAUUUCUCUCCAAGAAGCUUCCUCCAUUGCUAGCUGCACCCGAGGACUUCCGCAGCUCCUUUUUGCCUCCAAGCUUACGCACUAUUAAAUCAAGAAGCAGACUUGUCACUCCUUGCGUAAGUCCCAGCCAAGAACUUGUCGAUAAUACUGUGAGCGAAAAUGAUGCUAAUAUUGCUUCAGAUUCGCUCUGUAACGAAGAAGAAAAGGAAGAGGAAAUGAAAAUGGAGGUUAGCAGCAGAGAGUUAUUGGAGAAUCAGAGCUUAUGGAAUCAAAUUAAAGAGAUUGUGAAGUUUACAGCACCCGCCACUGGGCUAUGGAUUUGUGGGCCGUUGAUGAGUCUUAUUGACACUGCUGUUAUUGGCCAAGGAAGCUCCCUUGAGCUUGCUGCUUUGGGUCCUGGGACAGUUUUGUGUGACAACAUGAGUUAUGUGUUCAUGUUUCUUUCAAUUUCUACAUCGAAUAUGGUUGCCACUUCCCUUGCCAAACAGGAUGAAAAUGAAGUGCAGCAUCAACUAUCUGUCUUACUCUUUAUUGGAUUGACUUGUGGCUUCCUAAUGGUUCUCUUCACCAAGUUCUUUGCUGCAUCAGUAUUAGCUGCUUUUACAGGUUCCAAUAAUUUACAUAUUGUUCCUGCAGCAGACAAAUAUGUUCAGAUUCGAGGUUUAGCAUGGCCUGCAAUUCUUAUUGGAUGGGUUGCUCAAAGUGCAAGCCUUGGCAUGAAAGACUCCUGGGGACCAUUGAAGGCAUUGAUAGUUGCUAGUGCUAUAAAUGGCAUCGGCGAUAUAUUACUCUGCAGGUUUCUGGACUAUGGUAUAGCUGGUGCAGCAUGGGCAACAAUGGUGUCACAAGUUGUUGCUGCUUAUAUGAUGAUUGAUUCACUGAACAAGAAAGGCUACAAUGCAUAUGCCAUUUCCAUUCCAUCACCUACUGAUCUUAUGACAAUAUUUGGGCUAGCUGCUCCAGUGUUUGUAGUGAUGAUGUCAAAGGUGGCUUUCUACUCUCUCCUUGUAUAUUUUGCUACAUCUAUGGGGACACUCAGUUUGGCUGCUCACCAGGUCAUGAUUCAAGCAUUCAUGACGUGCACAGUUUGGGGUGAGCCUCUUUCUCAAACUGCACAAUCAUUUAUGCCUGAGAUGAUGUAUGGAAUGAAACGAAGUUUGGCAAAGGCUCGAACACUGCUGAAAUCACUGACAAUAAUUGGAAUCAUGCUGGGAUUGAUGUUAGGGAUUGUUGGAACAUCUGUUCCUUGGUUGUUCCCCAAAAUCUUCACACCUGAUCAGAACGUCAUCCAGGAGAUGCACAAAGUGCUGAUACCAUUCUUUAUGGCACUAGCUGUGACACCCUGCAUUCUCGGCUUUGAAGGAACGUUGCUGGCAGGAAGGGAUCUUAAAUAUCUUAGCUUAUCAAUGGGCGGAUGCUUUUCUUUGGGUGCUGUGGUGCUCUUGAUUGUGAGCAGCAGAGGUUACGGAUUGCUGGGAUGCUGGUGUACCCUUCUAGGCUUCCAAUGGGCUCGAUUUUUCCUUACUCUCCAACGCCUUCUUUCCCCCAAUGGCAUACUUUUCUCUGAAGAUCCAGGCCAAUUUGAAUUACAGAAGUUAAAAGCUGCAUAGUUUCGGAAUCCAAACAUUUCCAAAGCUCCAAUUGUAUACCACGAAAUUUAAGGUAUUCACAAGCCUCGAAUGUCAUGCUUUUAUGCAAUCGAUUAAAUCAUCACAAGAUCAGCAUUUGCUUGUGCCGUAGCUGUUGGAGGUCAAGUGCCAUCAUUGUUCAAUGCCGAAAUGAAGCUAACUGUGCCCUACCUCAUGCUGUAAACAUUGUUUUCUUCAGAGCAAAUAGUACAUCCUAGAUCAAGAGACAAUAUUUGAAAAGCUUUCCCACAUUAAGUGGAGGAAAACAGUAAAUAGCUAAAGUAUUGUUCGUUACGCCAUGCUUUCGAUUAAAAAAAAAAAAAAACCUUUUUCAUUAAAUAGAUGUUUGAGGAUAUAUGGAAUGCAUGUACUCAUGCUUCAAAGCUAUGAUCAUUGAGUUUUUCAUUC